CGAGCAGAGAGCGAGCGCAGAGAGAGAGAGCGCGAGCAGAGAGAGAGAGAGCGCGAGCAGAGAGAGAGAGAGAGCGAGCAGAGAGAGAGAGAGCGCGAGCAGAGAGAGAGAGAGCGCGAGCAGAGAGAGAGAGAGCGCGAGCAGAGAGAGGAGCGCGAGCGCAGAGAGAGAGCGAGCGCAGAGAGAGAGAGCGAGCGAGAG
Messenger RNA from Oncorhynchus masou masou (cherry salmon), 201 nucleotides. RefSeq names its product RNA-binding protein 25-like. The record is from RefSeq and is a predicted model, not a curated record. The annotation marks the transcript as partial. Lineage: Eukaryota; Metazoa; Chordata; Actinopteri; Salmoniformes; Salmonidae. The transcript has 2 exons.